AUGUUCGCCACCUGGCCUCUACCACGGACGCUUAUUCUCGCGCUGGCCGCCGCGUCGUACGCCAAUGCAUUACACUUAUACUUGGACGCGGGGGAGACGCGGUGUUUUAUUGAGGAAUUGCCGAAUGAGACGGUUGUGGAGGGACACUACCGCGCGCUGGAGUGGAACGAAAAGGACCAGGUGUAUGCUAUCAACCCAGAACUGGGUAUACUGACAGAAAUAACGGAAAUGGACACCGGCCACGUCGUCACCUCCACCCGGGGCCCGCCCGACAGCCGCUGGACAUUCACAUCGCACGACUCGGGCGACCACUCCAUAUGCAUGUCCACCAACUACUCGUCGUCCUGGUUCGGCCCCACCGCCCACAUCCGCCUCUACCUCGACAUCGUCGUCGGCAACACCCGGCCCGACAUCGAGCACGACCGCGGGCACAUUUCUGAACUUGCGAGCAAGAUCAGGGAUCUGAAUCUGAAGCUGGAGGAUAUUAGAAGGGAGCAGCAGUAUCAGCGCGAGCGCGAGGCGGAUUUUAGGAAUCUGAGCGAGUUGUUGAAUGGGAGGGCGGUGUGGUAUUCGCUCGCGCAGAUCGCGGUGUUGGUGGUGACGUGUGCUUGGCAACUGCGCCAUUUGAGGAAUUUCUUCGAGGAUAAGCGGAACCACUGA
Peniophora sp. CBMAI 1063 is the source of this 660-nucleotide messenger RNA. The record is from the annotation of a GenBank genome assembly. Lineage: Eukaryota; Fungi; Basidiomycota; Agaricomycetes; Russulales; Peniophoraceae.